Molecule: messenger RNA, 548 nt
Organism: Chrysoperla carnea
Lineage: Eukaryota; Metazoa; Arthropoda; Insecta; Neuroptera; Chrysopidae
Gene: lmgA
Product: anaphase-promoting complex subunit 11
Exons: 3
Coding region: 157-414 (85 amino acids)
Biological process (GO): anaphase-promoting complex-dependent catabolic process; protein ubiquitination; positive regulation of mitotic metaphase/anaphase transition
Cellular component (GO): anaphase-promoting complex; nucleus
Molecular function (GO): zinc ion binding; cullin family protein binding; ubiquitin protein ligase activity
Source: RefSeq, a predicted model, not a curated record
UUGUUUGCUCUUGAAUGUUAUGCCAAACUGUCAAACUUUAAAGACGUUAAAAAUUAAAAUCUAGACAAUUAAUUUGUUAAAUGUUCACGAAGAAUUAUUUUUUCAAUAAUAAAUUUUAAACAAGAAAAUAAAAUACAAUUUCGAUCAAAUGCAAGAAUGAAAGUAACUGUUAAAAGUUGGACCGGUGUAGCAACAUGGCGUUGGGUUGCAAAUGAUGAUAAUUGUGGAAUUUGUCGUAUGGCAUUUGAUGGUUGUUGUCCCGAUUGUAAAUUACCCGGUGACGAUUGUCCUUUAGUUUGGGGCCAGUGCUCUCAUUGCUUCCACAUUCAUUGCAUUGUUAAGUGGUUACAUUCUCAACAAGUCAAUCAACAUUGUCCUAUGUGCCGUCAAGAGUGGAAAUUUAAUAAUAAAUAGAUUCAGGAUACAACAGCAGUAUAAUAAUUCAUAUGCAAUGUCUUCGUUACAAGGAUUACCACCGUUACCAAAAAGUUUAAGUGGAUUUAAUUUAUCAAAUGUGGAAAGUGUACCGACACAGCCACUUAGAAAUA